Messenger RNA from Ipomoea triloba (trilobed morning glory), 667 nucleotides. RefSeq lists its product as uncharacterized. NCBI's taxonomy places the organism in Eukaryota, Viridiplantae, Streptophyta, Magnoliopsida, Solanales, Convolvulaceae. The transcript has 2 exons. Bases 113 to 385 code for a protein of 90 amino acids. The record is from RefSeq and is a predicted model, not a curated record.
AUUACGGAGUCGGAGUACAGUACAACCAAAUCAAACGCGCAUUUAGAUUUAACUUUCAUCUCCUGAAGCUAGGGUUAGGGUUUCAAUCGGAUUCAAUCAGAUCUCUACGAAGAUGGCGAUGAGGAACUUCUACAACGAGAUAAAGGGCAUGAAAGUGAAGGAGGUGCCGGCGCACCUGAAACCGAUGCUGUCCAUCAGUUACCUCAAGAAUGCGUUCAAGAGGGGCUUGGAUAACUACCACGCCAAGUAUAUUGAGACCAACUCCAUCGAUCCUCUCUAUCACGUCUGUUUUGGCGGCAUGGCUUUCUCCUACCUCGUCGCUCUUCCCGAGGAGCGCCGUCAUCUCGAGCAUCAACAGCAUGCCAAGGAGCACGGCAGUCACUGAUUCAUUUUCAUUUCGUUUCCUUUCCUUCAAGAUUCUGCAAAGCUUGAGCGGCGACUUCACAAGGGCGAGAACCGAAGUCUGAUGGUUGCUAUUUGUUUCAAUGUAUCAAAAGUACAAGUAUUGAAAGUCCAAUCUUGGAUCAACAAAAUAAAUUUCUGAAAACCCUUACCAUGUUGACUAUCAAGUUUGCCGGGAUUAUGUGAUAUAAAUGUUGUUCCAUUUGCAACUUUAAAGUAAUCAUGAAGACUCAAUUUUUAUAAUAAUGCUAAAUUCUGAUGGGCA